AUGCGAACGGGCAAGCGGGCGGCAAUGCGAGCGGCCAGGCGAGCCGGCGCUCAGAGCAGGCGCACAGAGCCGGCGCUCAGAGCCGGCGGCCACAGCCGGCGCUCACAGCCGGCGCUCGCAGCCGGCCUUCAGAGCCGGCGCUCAAAGCAAAGCGGCCAGGCGAGCGGCAAGGCAAGCGGGCAGGCGAGCGGCCAGGCGCGCGGCCAGGCGAGCCAGCGCUCAAAGCCGAGCGGCCAGCCGAGCGGCCAGGCGAACAGCCAGGCGAGCGGCCAGGCGAGCGGCCAGGCGAUCGGCAUUGCGAGCGGCAAGGCGGGCCGGCGCUCAGAGCCGGCACUUAGAGCCGGCGCUCAAAGACGAGCGGCCAGCCGAGCGGCCAGGCGAACGACCAGGCAAGCGGCCAGGCGAGGGGCCAGGCGAGCGGCCAGGCGAGCGGCCAGGCGGGCAGCCAGGCGAACGGCAAGGCCAGCGGACAGGCGAGCCGGCGCUCAAAGCCGGCGCUCAAAGCCGGCGCUCAGAGCCGGCGCUUAG
Molecule: messenger RNA, 528 nt
Organism: Sycon ciliatum
Lineage: Eukaryota; Metazoa; Porifera; Calcarea; Leucosolenida; Sycettidae
Product: histone H1-beta, late embryonic-like
Exons: 1
Coding region: 1-528 (175 amino acids)
Source: RefSeq, a predicted model, not a curated record